This is a messenger RNA of Ambispora gerdemannii, 954 nucleotides long. Lineage: Eukaryota; Fungi; Glomeromycota; Glomeromycetes; Archaeosporales; Ambisporaceae. The record is from the annotation of a GenBank genome assembly.
AUGGAAAAAGAGGCUUACGAUAUUCAACAGAUGAACCCGAGAAGUGCAGCGUUUAACAGUCCUCCUAUUACGCCUCUAACUAUUGAUCCAGUACCUUGGUCAGAUCCAUUUUCACCUAGAAUUCGUUCUUUACCCCCUCCUCCUUCUCUCUCCAAAUUUCAGUCAAUUACAAAUAGAAACCAACGCCUUCAUGAAGAAAACAACCGUUUUCAUGAAGAAAAUAAACGUUUUCAUGAAGAAAACCAACGUCUCAAAGAACAUGUUAAUUUGUUGUCUCAACGUGGAUGGAAUAAUGCCGGCAGCAGCAGUGACUUUAAUAUAAUUAAUUCAGUUCAGCUUGUAACAAAUAUUGCUAACCUUCGAGACACGCUAACGAAUUCACAAAUUUGGGCCGCAUUUCAAUUAUUCGACAAAUAUGAAUGUAGAAGAAGUAUCGAGUUCACGAAACUCUAUCACUCAGAGAUUGAUGUCUUCAACUCGAUCUCGUCGGCACCACUCGCUAAUGGGCUGGACUUCAGACAAAUCUUGAAAUUCGCUCUUCAACGUCUCAUCAUUGAAACGAUACUUGAGAAAACUCAACAUACAUUUAAACGAUUUCGGCAAUUCCGUUCUGGAACAGACGACCUCACUAAAACUCUUCCGGCGAAAAUUCGUCAACAGACAGCUGCCGUAUUAGGCACUCGAACAUUCAACAAGAAAUCUCAUCUGUUUAUCAAGCAUUUGACAAAGGAAUUAGUUGACUUGUUGAAUCAGCUUCGUACAAUUUCUAAUCAACAGAAACUCCAGGACAUUCAUCAAAUGAUACCACAACUUAUUCGUGAUGUUAUUCGUGUGCUUUUCUUUAAUUUGUCAGCGCAUGAACCAUCUCCGAAGGUGAAUUUUUACGGAGCUGAUGUACCUUGUGAUUCGGAGCUGAUGGAAGGUCGAAAUUUGUGCUUUCCCUAUUAUUGGUAA